Megalopta genalis is the source of this 2926-nucleotide messenger RNA. Its product is annotated as Sin3A-associated protein 130. The record is from RefSeq and is a predicted model, not a curated record. Gene Ontology annotation, cellular component: Sin3-type complex. Gene Ontology annotation, biological process: negative regulation of transcription by RNA polymerase II. Lineage: Eukaryota; Metazoa; Arthropoda; Insecta; Hymenoptera; Halictidae.
CCAACACUAUAUAUGUAUGUAUAUCUGUACUGCUGUGCUUACAGUAAGCGCUACAAACUUCUGUACUUAUGAAAAAGGUGCUUUUCUGCGUGUGCAAUGUUUGUUUCGAGGAACAUCAAUGAAACAGAAGUGUUUUGACAAUGCUAUAUAUAUAUAUUUAAGUAAAAUACUAAUGGUUUUACGGUGUAACAUUUUUUUAAAGAGUAUCAGUUAUGAAUACAACAAUCAAUUCUGUGGAAAGUGGCGGUGAUAAACGUCUACCAGAAACAUCUAUGCAAAAUGUUGCACAAAAUUUAACUACAAUGCAAAGUGUACAAAAUGUACAAAGUGUUGUACAAAGUAAUAUACAAAAUAUUCAGUCAACGCAAACUAUAGUGGGUUCAAUUGGAACACCUAGCAAUCAUGUAGGUAAAUCAAUAUCGAUGGAUACAAAUCCGAAGUUACCUCUAAUGAAACCUAUGGUUCCAUCUGGUACCUCAUCGACUCCAGAAAGUAAUAAAAUAACAACAACGCUUUGUUCUGUAGGAUCCACGGUAAGAAUAAUAUCUCCAAGCAUGUUAAGUACAGUAGAGCGUCAAAGUCAACCACAAGCACCACAGCUAUUACAGCAAACACAACAGGUAACAAGUAUGCCUGCAACUUAUCAUGUACCAAGAGGACCAGCUGCAGUAGCUAAUAUAUCUGCUCCGAGAUCGACGGUAGCUACUCCUAUUGUCAGAGCAAAUACAGGGCAGACUGUUCCAACAACAAGGUCAGGAAUCAAUACAACUAUUUCAAAUCCUCAAUGGCAACCUAAAACAACAUCUGUUGUAUAUGCUCAACCUCAGAGGCAUCCUACACCUCCAGUGGGUCGAGUUUCUAGACCACCGUCCACUGUGUACUCCAGUCAGCAGCCUCGUUCGAUUACUCCAACAGGUCAAGGAAGGUCUGUACAAGCCACAAUGGUAACUGGAGUUCCUAGUACUCCCUCCAGAUUGAUAGCACCUGUCCUUCAAACAAAUAAUAGUAUUACAAGACUGCCAGUCUCACAGAGUAGGUUACCUACACCUCAAGCGACGAAUGUAUCACAGACUACGCAAUCUGGCAGAUCUACUGCUCAAACUAUUCAACCCAAUCAAUCAAAUAGAUCUCUAAAUACUCCUGGUACAGUUAAUCGCAUAGCUGUGUCAACGCCUAUGGUUGGAACUGCAAGUAGAAUAAGUGGUACAGCUUCGGUAGCUGUUCAACCAACAGUAGCACGACAGUUAUCGAUUAACACAGUGGCCGGUCCAUCAGCUGCCACUGUAAGUCGAAUUGUCAUUCCAUCGCAGCAAGUGCAACAACAACAACAACAACCACCACAACAACCGCAAUCACAACAACAAGCAACUCCUCGUGUAGUUCAAACAGUAACAUCUUUAUCAAAUAUCAAUACAGUAUCACGCGUGAUUACUACAGCAGCAAGUACAUCAAAUGUUACGAGAAUAUCACAACCAACACCCACUACAGUUGCUCGAAUAACUGGGAUGUCCCUACAUCCUUUAUCUCUAGCACCUGCAAGAGCUACCUCUGCACCUGUUAAAACAGUGCAGGCGCAAAAUAUCGGACCCACCGUUCAGAUCAAACCUUCUCAGCAAUCUGGUCUACGAGUGUCUACAACUAGCAGUACAAAUAAUAAUUCGAAUACUAUGCCCGCUCAACCAGCUCAAGGACAAUAUUUGCAUCCACCACAUACUACAACAUAUUAUUCCUUUGAACCGACAGGAGCAUAUUCUCAAUAUCGACAAACACCAGUAAGAUUACUUGUUGAACAAGGGUACGAUGAACCACAUACCAAACCAAAUGCAUCUCCACGACCAAGUAUACUUAGGAAAAGGGAUCAUGAUAAUUCACCCGUUAAAGGUGUUGCAAAGAAUUUGGUUCCUGUACUUACAUCCUUACCACCUGUCACAACAUCCAGUCCUCCUUGUUCACCAAGGGGAGAUCAAGACGGCGGAGGCUGUCAAAGUUCAGGAUCUACUACAGUUUCAGCGACAUCGUCUCCAGGACUAGAUGAAGAACCAGAACAAUCUAGAAUUACUUUGAAUCCGACGGUAGAGAUGUCUCCACGAAAGAAACCUCGAAAACAGCAACUUACCAGUGUAGAAUUGACGGAAUCAAGAUGUACGGAAGAGGAAAUGCAAUUUAUUACAGAAGAAAGGAUGAAGAAAGAAGUUAAAGAUGAACCGAAAGAGAAAUCGUCUGAUAAAAGACAGAUUUCGAAUACGCAACGCGACGUCAUCAAAUCUCCUACACAACAGACAACCGUUACAAUAAGAACACGACCUACGCCUAGCUUAUUAGGACCAUCUUGGAAGAAUAGGUGGAGUAGUAGACUUCAUCAUUAUAGGAGGCCAAGUGAAGUUCGACCCCGUGAAGAAAGACGACCAACAGUUGCAGAAAUAGCACAACAGAAACAUGUAUUACAAAAGCUAAAUGGUUGGAAAGUGUAUCAUCUUACAGCACAGAUGGAAGAUAUUGCUGAUCUUGAGAAACAAGUACACGAGAAAUUGAAAACAACGUUAACGAUGCUCGAAUCACAGCAAAACGUCAGAAAUAGGCAAGACGAUGGACUCGAACGUGUAAAUGAACUGAUUAAAGGAAAUAUGCAACGUAGUAGCUUAAUUAGUGAAGGGAUGAAUGAAGCGCGUACACAGCUUAUUGCUAUAUUUCAACAUAAAGGACCUAUUACCGAUAUUUUACAACGAUGCGGUAAUAAACGGGCUCAAAAGAAACGAGACAAAUGAGCCAGUAGUGCAUUGAAAUCAAAUUAAAAUGAAUAUGUUUCUAAGAAAACCUUGUGCAAAUAAGGUUCGGAAAACAGAAUUAUUUUUAUCUGUGUCACAGAAUCUAUAUUAUAGGAGUAAAAUAAAUGAUUUUAUAAGUCUAUGACACGACUGUCGCUGAA